Corythoichthys intestinalis (scribbled pipefish) is the source of this 9107-nucleotide messenger RNA. RefSeq names its product elongation factor RNA polymerase II (gene ell). The transcript is spliced from 12 exons. Gene Ontology annotation, biological process: transcription elongation by RNA polymerase II; snRNA transcription by RNA polymerase II; positive regulation of transcription elongation by RNA polymerase II. The coding region runs from base 291 to 2186 and encodes 631 amino acids. NCBI's taxonomy places the organism in Eukaryota, Metazoa, Chordata, Actinopteri, Syngnathiformes, Syngnathidae. Gene Ontology annotation, molecular function: cis-regulatory region sequence-specific DNA binding. Gene Ontology annotation, cellular component: transcription elongation factor complex. The record is from RefSeq and is a predicted model, not a curated record.
GAAUCAAAGUAGCUUAUAUUUAAGGUUAGACGAUACAUAUUCAAACAAUAUUCUUAUUUUAAGUAUUUUGUGCUGUCUUUAAUUUUAUCACGAUUUGAUUGACGUGCCCGCAUGUGGGCGUGUCAAUCAAAAUGGGCUGGCGUGGCGUCAUCAGGUGACGACAGUAUUUGACUACCGUAUUCCUGAGAAACGGGACUUGUCCGUUUACGGCACAAGUGCGUGCGCGUGCGUACCCGGUGCGUGCCCGUGCGUGCGCGUGUGUAGCGGCGGCGGUGGGAACGGCAGCCAAGAUGGCGGCGCUGAAAGAGGAGCGGAGCUACGGGCUGUCCUGUGGAAGAGUGAGCAACGGCAGUAAUGUCUCCGUCUUCCACGUCAAACUCACUGACAGCGCGCUCAAGGCCUUCGAGGGUUACCGGGGCGGAAAGGUCCUUUCAUCACAACCAUUGAUCACAUUUAAUGGAAACCAAGGGAAAAUUUCAAUACCAAGGUCAGAAAGUUCCAAUGAACUGCACACAUUUACUUUCUACCUGUCUAAUGUGGGCAGAGACAACCCGCAGGGCAGCUUCGACUGCAUCCAGCAGUAUAUCACCAGCGAGGGUAGCAUUCAGCUGGAUUGUUUGGGUGCCAUCCAAGACAAGAUUACUGUAUGCGCCACCGACGACUCUUACCAAAAAGCCAGAGAAAGCAUGGCCCAGGUCGAAGAGGAGACUCGCAGCAGGGGUGCCAUUGUCAUCAAGCCGGGCGGCAGAUAUGUCGGCAAAAGGGUUCAGAUCCGGAAACCGGCAUCGGCCCUGUCUGACGUGGCACCCUCGCGUAGGACUUCUCGGCCCGUCAUCAUCUCUAGCAGCGCGGUUAAGAAAGCGAGUACUCAGCAGAGGCCGCUCCGAGACCGUCUGGUUCACCUGUUGGCCCUCAAGCCUUACAAGAAGCCCGAACUGCUCUUGAGGUUGCAGAAAGACGGCCUCUUGCAGUCCGACAAAGAGUCCCUGGACAGUCACCUGCAACAGGUGGCAAACCUGAAUGGGAAAGAUAAUACCCUCACAUUAAAAGACUUUUUAUAUAAAGAAGUUCAUAAAGACUGGCCUGGAUACACGGAAGGGGAUCAGCAGCUUCUCAAGAGAAUCUUGUUCAGGAAGCAAUGCCAGUCUCAGAACAACGCAGCUGCUCCACCCGAGAGCCCGCCCAAGGAGUUGGCCAGCAGCUCACCGUCUCAGAAACGUCCAGCUGCUGACUUUAUUGACCCUCUCGCCAAUAAGAAGCCGAGGAUAUCGCACCUUGCCAGCAAAGCUCCACAACAUCCUAUCAACGGCAAACUCACUUCUUCCAAUGGCAAGGGGGAGGCAGGCGGAGCGCAGCCAGGAAUCGCCGCUCCCCUGUCGGACAGCGUCCUGACAUCCAGUACACAGCCGCUCCCCUUGCUGGACAUUCCCCGACCGUUCGAAGCACUUUCGGAUGUCAGCAAUGACUCUAGCCACAAUGGCCGAGACUGCGACUCCCAGGAAACCGUAGCCGACAGGCUUGGCCAGCCACCUUCGCUUCCUUCAGUGACAACCACGCCUGCUGUCAACGCGUCCCCCACGCCGCUUCCGCCCGACGAAAGUCCGUCAUCCGCCGCAGGUGGCAAAAAGCCGAAAAAGAAGUCUAAGAAGCAUAAAGACAAGGAGAAGAAAGACAAGGGGAGACCCAAAAGCCAAGAAGAGAAGGAAAAGAAGAGUCCACACACAGUGCCUGAGCCUGAUAGAACCUGUAAGAUGAGUCCAGAAAACCUCAAAAACAACAGUAUUCCACUUAAAAGCACAACUCUGAACGGGAUGUGUAAAAGUACCAGUAUUUCAACGUCACCAGAGGUGGCAGACUACUUAUUGAAGUACACCGUGAUCACGUCUCCAGAUCAGCGUCAAAGGUAUAAAAACGACUUCAACUCCGAGUAUAGCGAGUACCGCGGUCUGCACGCUCGUAUUGAAAGUAUCACCAGGCACUUCACGGUGUUGGAGAAUGAGCUGAAAAAGUUGCAACAAGGCACAGACAAGUAUAAGACAAUCCAUAAUCAGAUACUCGAAGAGUAUCAUAACAUUAAAAAGAUCAAUCCUCACUAUAGCCAAGAGAAGAACCGCUGUGAAUAUCUGCACAACAAACUGGCACAUAUCAAAAGAGUCAUCGGCGAGUACGAUCAACAGCAACUCUGAAAGUAAAAGAAUAUAUAUGGACGAGGAAAAAGGAGAGAAAACAACUCUGGAUAUUUUUUUUUUCAUUUGGACAAAGAUGCUCCUCAUUCGGGCUAAAGGCUCACAUGAGGACUCGAACAAGGACGCGGAAUCUUUGUCCUCUCUUUACUUUUCUUAUCGCUGGGGAAGAUGUCGCCUUGUGAGGCCGUGUUAUUUUUUUCUCCGCUUCUUCUAGUGAGAUGUGAAAGAAUCAGGGAACUUCAAAAAAAAAACAUUAAAAAAAAAAAAAAACACUUCUUUCCGAGGAGAUGUCUGUCCUGCUUUUGAGACUGGGAAGUGCAGGCCAAAUGUGUUUUGAGUUAGGAAAGAAAAAAGGAAACAGUCUUCCCCGCCUUAUAUAGUAUAUUGAGAUGUAUUUAUUUUCACAAGCUCAAAGUGAUGGGGAAAAUCAGCGCUUUUUCAAGGCCGACUCUCCUCAUUUUGAACAUCAGCCAGUAUUUUAUUCAGAAGCUGCCUUUUGCCCGUCAUUCUUCUUCUCUCUUUUAAAGAGAGCACGCACACGCCAUGCUUUCCGGAAGUCUUAAAUCUCCCAUCCCUUUAUUCCCGAGCGCUUUAAAACAGUGAAAACUGUUGUCUCAUUGUUCAUCUGAUCCAAUCGUGAAUUUUUAAAAAAUGGAGGAAACAUCUGUAAGCUGCAAAAUAUGGAUUUUGGGUGAAAUUUCAUUAUAUUUACAAGUAAAUCUAAUAUGGCCAUCUCUAAGGUUUUGAAUGCGUUGUGCGAAAACUACUGAAACGGUCAACAUUUGGACAUGUACAUUCAUAACUUUACUCAACCCCUUAUAUGGUAUAUGACUACUUUUGGUCAGUAUAAUAAUAAAAAAAACAUUGACAUAUAUGGCAUAAUAUUAACAUUUUGUUUACAGGUGUGACAUGUACAUGACCUAAAAUGUUUUUUUUUUUAAUUUUUUAAUGAAUAAAUAAAAUGAUAAAUGUAACUUAAAUACAAAAUUAAACACAUUAAAAUUAAUUUUUUUUUAAAAUACACUUUGUUUAUGGCUCCCAAUUACACUCUAAAGUUGUAUUUGAUAUUAUUCCAUAGUACUUAACUCAUUGCCUGCAUUUGACAACAAUAGACGCCCAGUUCAUUUAAACUGGAAAAACUGGCUGUAAAUGCUCAUCUUUUCACUUUGAGGACACCUUGCACCAUCAAUGUAAGCCAAUUAGUUAAAUGACAGACAGCGAGAACGAAAACUGGUAUUUUUUUGUUAUUUGGUAAAAUUGAUUUUGUUAUGUGGCUUUUUUUUUUUUUUUUUUUUUGGUAAAAUGGAUUUUGGUAUGUGGCAAAGUGGCUUUUGUAAAAUAGAUUUUGGUAUGUGGCAUUUUUUUUGGUAUGUGGCAAAGUGGCUUUUUAUAAUAUAUAGCAUUUUUUGUAUGUGGCAAAAUGACUGUUGGUAUAUGUCAUUUUUUUUCGUAUAUGGCAUUUUUUCAGGCCAUGCACCUCCAUGCCAUUGACAGCUAUGCACAUCAAAAUGUUCUAUUUUUAUAUACGAAAAGCCGUUUCGCCACAUACAAACAAAAUGCUAUAUAUCAAAAGCUACUUUGCCACAUACCAAAAUCCAUUUUGCCACAUACCAACAUCCAUUUGCCACAGACCAAAACUGAUUUAGCCACAUACCCCAAAAAAUACCACAUGCCAAAAGCCAUUUUGCCACUUACCAAAUACCAUUUUUCGUCCUCGGUCCUGCUGGAGAGACAACGAAAAUGAAAAGUGGAAAAUUAUGUUUGUGGCAAAAUGGCUUUUGGCAUGUGGCAUUUGGUAAAAUGGAUUCUGGUAUGUGGCAUUAUUUUUGGUAUGUGGCAAAGUGGCUUUAUAUAUAAUAUAUAUAUAGCAUUUUUUGUAUGUGGCAAAAUGACUUUUGGUAUAUGUCAUUUUUUUUUUUGUAUAUGGCUUUUUUUCAGGCCAUGCACGUCCAUGCCAUUGACAGCUAUGCACAUCAAAAUUUUCUAUUCAUUUUGAUAUACCAAAAGUCAUUUAGCCAUAUCCAAAAAAAUGCUAUAUAUCAAAAGCCACUUUGCCACAUACCAAAAAAUGCCACAUACCAAAAUCCAUUUUGCCACAUACCAACAUCCAUUUGCCACAUACCAAAACUGAUUUAGCCACAUACCCAAAAAAAUGCCACAUGCCAAAAGCCAUUUUGCCACUUACCAAAUACCAUUUUUCGUUCUCGGUCCUGCUGGAGAAACAGCGAAAACGUAAAGUGGAAUUUGGUUUGUGGCAAAAUGGCUUUCGGCAUGUGGCAUUUGGUAAAAUGGAUUUUGGUAUGUGGCAUUUUUUUGGUAUGUGGCAAAGUGGCUUUUGGUAUGUGGCAAAGUGGAUUAUUAUAGAUAGCAUUUUUUGUAUGUGGCAAAAUGACUUUUGGUAUAUGCCAUUUUUUUUUAAAUUGGAAAUGGCAUUUAUUCAAGCCAUGCAUGUCCAUGCCAUUGAUGGCUAUGCAAGUCCAAAUUUUCCAUUCAUUUUGAUAUGCCAAAAGUCAUUUUGCCACAUACAAAAAAAUGCUAUAUAUCAAAAGCCACUCUGCCACACACACCAAAAAGGCCACAUACCAAAAUCCAUGUUGCCGCACACCAAAAAAUGCCACAUACCAAAAUCAAUUUUGCCACAUACCAACAUAAAUUUUGCCACAUACUAAAAUAUAUUCCACAUCCCAAAAUUGAUUUAGCCACAUGCCCAAAAAAAUGCCACAUGCCAAAAGCCAUUUUGCCACUAGCCAAAUACCAUUUUUCGUUCUCAGUCCUGCUGGAGAGACAGCGAAAAGGAAAAGUGGAAUUUGGUUUGUGGCAAAAUGGCUUUCGGCAUGUGGCAUUUUUCUGGUAUGUGGCAAAAUGUAUUUUGGUCUGUGGCGUUUUUAUUUGGCAUGUGGCUUUUUAUUUUUUGGUAUGUAGCAAAAUGGAUUUUGGUAUGUGACGUUUUUUUUUGAGGUAUGUGGCAAAGUUUCUUUUGAUAUAUAGCAUUUUUUGUAUGUGGCAAAAUGACUUUUGGUAGUUUUUGGUAGGUUUUUUUUUUUGUUUUUUUGUACAUGGCAUUUUUUUCAGGCCGUGCACGUCCAUGCCAUUGAACGCUAUGCAAAUCCAAAUUUUCCAUUCAUUUUGAUAUACAAAAAGUCAUUGUGCCACAUACAAAAAAAAUGCUAUAUAUCAAAAGCCACUUUGCCACACACCAAAAAAUGCCACAUACCAACAACAAAAAAAUGCCACAUACCAAAAUCCAUUUUUUCCACAUAGCCCAAAAAAAUAAAUGCCACUUGUCAAAAGCCAUUUUGCCACUUACCAACUGCUUUUCGUUCUCAGCCCUGCUGGAGAGACAACAAAGAUGAAAAGUGCUAUUUGAUAUGUGGCGAUAUGGAUUUUGGUAUGUGGCUUUUUUGGUAUAUGGCAAAGUGGCUUUUGAUACAUAGCACUUUUUUUGUAUGUGGCAAAAUGACGUUUGGUAUCUGAGCUUUUUUUUUGUAUGUGGCAUUUUUUAUGUAUAUUGCAUUUUUGCAGGCCACGCACGUCCAUGCCAUUGACGGCUAUGCAAGUCCAAAUUUUCCACUCAUUUUCAUCUACCAAAAGUCAUUUUGCCACAUACAAAAAAGCUAUAUAUCAAAAGCCACUUUGACACAUACCAAAAAAUGCCACAUACCAAAAUCCAUUUUGCCACAUACAGAAAAAAAAAAAAAUGGCACAUACUAAAAUCCAUUUUGCCACGUACUAAAAUGUCGCAUAACAAAAUCCCAUUUUGCCACAUACCUCAAAAAAAAUUCACAUGCUCAAAGCCAUUUUGCCACUUACCAAAUACCACUUUUGGUUCUGGGCCCUGCUGUAAAUAAGGUUUAAAUAUAUCAUGCAUUUUAGGUUCAUCCUGAAAUUUCACCCAAAAAGCCUAAUUUUUUAAAUUAUGAACAGCGUACAUCAUCAAAAUCAUUCAUUUCUCCACGUCCGAUCACGUUGCGUCCGCACGACUGUUAACACGAAGCCAUCCUCCGCUUGCUCUUCGACCACUUUUUGCCUUUUCCCACCCAAACUUGAUGUCAGACAUGCUCGCAGAAGAGCGAGUCCACCCAAUCAGAUGGCAAACAGCUUCCGGACAUCCUUUAAGUCAGGGGUGGGAAACUGUGGGUCAAGAAAAAAAAAUGCAACAAAAAACAGUAUGAAAAGCUAGGAAUUUCUCAUGAAUGACCCAAAAUGGCUAGAUACCCUGCUCUAUGUGAAGUUGACAAAUAAGCACUUUUUCCUCCUACACCUUGCUGUGACCUGUGAGGGUGUUUUGUGUUUUUAUUUUCUUUUUCGUCCAAGUGAAUAUUUCCUUUGUCGGUGCGCAUGCUUUUCUGAAUGAUCAAUCUUUUGCAUCUUUACCAGGAUCAGAGGGUAAGGAUUGCCAUAAAAAUCUACAGUCAGCUCUAAUGUGAUGGACUCAUUUUCUGAAUAUAUUUUCUUCCUUCAGUGCUUUCCUCAUAUGAUGAUAAACGGCACUUUCUGCAUUCUGACCUCUCUGAAAAUUAGUGAAUAUUCAGCUGUGCGGGAGUGAUAGUGCCAAAAUGACCUUGUUGUAUACUUUUUCAUUUCCAUACCCUCCUCUUGUCUCACUGAUGUACAAGCAAAAGCAAAAAAAAAAAAGGGUGGGUGGGGGAACUCAGGAGGCAGAAGAGUCUGGAAAUGUCAGCGCUUGAAACCCAAAGCACGCUUUUUGAAAACCAUAAGGGACUGGGACUGAAAUGAAAAUCUUUUGUUUCAAUAAAAAUUCUUUCAAAUCCUGAUUGGUCGAUUUCAUAACCCUGUUAUAGCUGUCUGUCUAAUGAUCUCUGCCUGUGAACCUACAGAACAAUACAGUGGGGCAAAUAAGUAUUUAGUCAACCACUAAUUGUGGAGGUUCUCCCACUUGAAAAUAUUAGAGAGGCCUGUAAUUGCCAACAUGGGUAAAACUCAACCAUGAGAGACAGAAUGUGGGGAAAAAAACCUGAAAAUCACAUUGUUUGAUUUUUAAAGAAUUUAUUUGCAAUUAAUGGUGGAAAAUAAGUAUUUGGUCAAUACCAAAGGUUCAUCUCAAUACUUUGUUAUGUACCCUUUGUUGGCAAUAACGGAGGUUAAACACUUUCUCUAACUCUUCACAAGCUUUUCACACACUGUUGCUGGUAUUUUGGCCCGUUCCUCCAUGCAGAUCUCCUCUAGAGCAGUGAUGUUUUGGGGCUGUCGUUGGGCAACACGGACUUUCAACUCCAUCCACAGAUUUUCGAUGGGGUUGAGAUCUGGAGACUGGCUGGGCCACUCCAGGACCUUAAAAUGCUUCUUACGAAGCCACUCCUUUGUUGCCCUGGCUGUGUGUUUGGGAUCAUUGUCAUGAUGAAAGACCCAGCCACGUCUCAUCUUCAAUACCCUUGCUGAUGGAAGGAGAUUUUCACUCAUCAUCUCUCAAUACAUCGCCCCAUCCAUUCUUUACACAGAUCAGUCGUCCUGGUCCUUUUGCAGAAAAACAGCCCCAAAGCAUGAUGUUUCCACCCCCAUGCUGCACAGUGGGUAUGGUGUUCUUAGGAUGCAAUUCAGUUAGGGCUGCAGCUAUCGAAUAUUUUAUUAAUCGAGUAAUCGACUGAAAAUUCUAUCAAUUAAUCAAGUAAUCGGAGAAAAAAAAUUUUUAGGUAAAGAGCAAUAAUAAAUAUACAUGAGAAAAAAAGGCAUUUAAUCCAAUAUUGAACCAUUGUCAGUCAAUCAAUGUCUUUAUUUUCGAUGUACAUUGUUGAAAACAGCCAACAAUUGCAUCUCAGAUGUGACUAGAAAAAAAAAUUCACUGCUUUCACUCAAAAAAACUUCUAGAUCUUAAAAAAAUAUAUAAAAAUGUAAUUACGCUUGAAAACACACAUCACUUGAAAGCUACGUAUUUUUCCUAUGUGUUUCAAUUGAGUUUCCAUUUGUGUCAAGGUAUUUUUAAGUUCUAGUUAAGUUUUAAGUUAGUCUAAACUGUAAGUACUGAUAGGAUUUUGAGUUUUUGCAGUGUUCAAAAUAAAUGUAUGAUACCUGCUGUAUUGGAGCACAUUAGGGCCCAGUGCUACUUGGUGUUUUAUUCAGCAAUGACUACUGAGCUAAAACUGACAGUUAGCUUUAUUAUGUUUUAAUUUUACACCUUCAUCACUCUACAGCGCUGUGUUUUUACAGACUAAAUAAAGCCUGUAUGCAAGACACGUUAGCCACGCAUCAAUAGUGGUCAUGAUCAAUAGAAACCUAGCCCUCGGAAGGGCUAACAUUACGUGUGCGAGUGACAGUAAUGUUAUAUUUAUUAGCGCUGAGAAGUCUACUGCUUAAAGAUGGCGGCUGUUUACUAAUGCUGCCCAGACGCGGCCGCGUCUGUCAUUUCGCAUCUAGUUCUAAAUGCAUGCGAUAUCUAUGAGACGCAUCGGACACUACCUGCUGCCAUACUAGCAUCAUGCGGGCGUAGUUUUUAGCAACGUCGGCGUAGUUUGUAGCGGCUGUCGUCUGCAGUAAGGUUUGUUUGUUUUGUUUUUUUCAUUGCUUCUUCCUCUACGCACGUGACGUCAGUGCGUUGUCCCGCAUUAAAAGUAGUCCGGGCAAAACGUGAUGCUGAGAGCUGCCAAAAUUAAACGAUUCCUCGAGGUGAAUAAAAUUUAUCGGAUCAGUAUUCGUUUCAGCUCUAAAUUCAGUAUUCUUUCUCCUCCAAACACGAGAACCUGUGUUUCUACCAAAAAGUUCUAUUUUGGUUUCAUCUGACCAUAACACAUUCUCCCAGUCCUCUUCUGGAUCAUCCAAAUGCUCUCUAGCAAACCGCAGACGGGCCUGGACGUGUUCUUUCUUCAGCAGGGGGACACGUCUGGCAGUGCAGGAUUUGAGUCCCUAGCGGCGCAUUGUGAUACUGAUAGUAGCCUUUGUUACUGUGGUCCCAGCUCUCUGUAGGUC